Molecule: messenger RNA, 1403 nt
Organism: Racocetra persica
Lineage: Eukaryota; Fungi; Glomeromycota; Glomeromycetes; Diversisporales; Gigasporaceae
Source: the annotation of a GenBank genome assembly
AGCCGAAAUAUUUGGACGGUGCCACCAAAUUAACUUACGUAGAAGGUUUCGAUGGCGACUAUGUUAAACUUGAAAAUUUGCUUCAAAAGGACCAUCUCAAAAAUGCGUUCUUAUGUGCGUUGACCGUUGAUUUGGAAUGGCUAUUAAACAAAUUACCUCAAAACAUUCUUAUUGUAAUUGCAAAACAUUGGAACUCUGCACAAGAAGCUGAGGGAGUAUACAUUUUACCGGAUACAAAUAUAUUACUUGUGCAUCCACCACUUCCGAAUGCAACAUUUGGAUGUUUUCAUGCAAAAUUAAUGCUGUUAUUUUUCGAUGGAUGGUUGAGAGUAGUUGUUGCUUCAGGAAAUUUAAUAUCUUAUGAUUGGGAGAUUAAUGAAAAUGUUGUAUUCGUUCAAGAUUUUCCUAGUCGCCAGGUUACAGAUUCAAAUGAUGAUAAUCUUCAUCCAUUUGCUCAAGAUAUCAAAGAUUUUAUCUUAGCAAUGGGUCUUAAAAAUCACAUUGUUAACAAACUUUCUCAAUAUGAUUUCUCAAAAGCCAAGGCGAAAAUUGUUGCCUCCAUACCAGGUGUAUAUAAAGGAACCGAAGAAAUCAAAAGAUACGGCCACAGGCGUUUGUGCAGAGUUAUCCAGGAUGUCUGCGGCCCAAAUGAAAAUAUUAUAUUAGAAUGUCAGACUUCGACUCUUGGUGGCCUUACCGCUGAUUUUCUACAUGAAUUUUAUCGUUCUGCAAGUGGGAUUGAUACUAUAGAAAUUUCAAAGUCGCGUACCAAAAAGAAUCAGGAAAUCGAGAGACAAUUACCCCCAAUGACGAUGGUUUAUCCAUCUAAUCGUACUGUCUUGUCUUCUAAAUCUCCGAAGGCGGCUAGUGCUGCACUCUUUUUUGGAAAGAGAAAUUACGAUAAGGAUACUUUUCCUAGAGAAAUUAUUCGAAAUUGCGUGUCUAAACGAAAUGGAAUUUUGAUACAUUCGAAGUUUGUUUUGGCACGUUAUAUUCAACAAGAACAUCCAAAAAAUCCACAAAAGCGUCAAAAGACAAAUAAAUUCAUCAGUGAUGAGAUUCGUGAUUCAAGUGAUGACAAAGUCGGGUUUACACUAAAAUCUGAUAUAUCGAAGGGAACAAGUAUCGAAUCACCAAUUACCAUCGAUGAUGAAGACAUAGAUCCUAUCAGGGGAUGGUAUUAUUGCGGAAGUCACAAUUUCACAAGUUCAGCUUGGGGAAAAAUUUCUGCAUCUCGUGAGACAAAGGGACCUCAGUUGAGAAUUAAUAAUUGGGAAUUAGGCGUCUUUUUUCCAAUUAGAGGAAGUGAGAAUGAUCGGGGAGAUUGGUUUGCUGAAAACGGUGUUCCAGUGCCAUAUCAGAGGCCACCAAGAUGUUAUGAUCUAAAUGAUGCACCUUGGUGA